AUGAUGUCAAACAAUUCAGACGAUCCCUUUUAUGCGGCCCGCGAGGAGGUAGAAAUGAACUUUGCCGAACUGCAGAGAUUACACCGGGAGUGGAAACAGCAAAUUCAAGUGCGAGGCCACCCAUCGAAGUGUCUGAGUUUGAAAGGCACAAUUGAUUCCUCGGCUGACGCGCUGGCUGCGGAUCUCCGGGCGCUCGACAAGGCAGUUGCGGUUGCCUCCAGACACCAGCAGCGUCUCGGGCUUCACGAUACCGAAAUCGAGAAAAGAAAAGCCUUUGUGCAGCAACAACAGAAGCAGCUCAACGAUCUCAAAGCAGAUAUCAAGGCUGCGGGGGCCCCUCAUCAAUGGAUGUCUGAAGCCUCCAGUUCUAGCAACGAGUUUUGGGGGGGCGCCGAGCAGAAGCAACAAACACUAGUGCAGCAGCAAGAUGAACAACUGGAUGAGUUGGCACAUGCGGCAUCGCGCCUUCAUGAGACAGCUCUCACAAUCAACCAGGAACUGGAAACGCAGCAGAGAAUGCUAACAGACUUGGAUGACACACUUGAACGAGGAAUUCAUCACCAACAGCUUGAUCCGUGGCAUGCAGGUGCCGUUGAGGCUGCUGCCAUUGAUGCUGCAGAUCCUGAGUGGCAGCUCGCGGGAAACAGAGGAAGCAAGCAGGAGUUCAAGCGUGUGGCGGUUUAA
Messenger RNA from Cyclospora cayetanensis, 684 nucleotides. Its product is annotated as syntaxin-61. Lineage: Eukaryota; Apicomplexa; Conoidasida; Eucoccidiorida; Eimeriidae. Gene Ontology annotation, cellular component: membrane. The record is from RefSeq and is a predicted model, not a curated record. The coding region runs from base 1 to 684 and encodes 227 amino acids. The transcript has 6 exons. Gene Ontology annotation, biological process: Golgi vesicle transport.